This is a messenger RNA of Suricata suricatta (meerkat), 1441 nucleotides long. RefSeq names its product prickle planar cell polarity protein 4 (gene PRICKLE4). Gene Ontology annotation, molecular function: zinc ion binding. NCBI's taxonomy places the organism in Eukaryota, Metazoa, Chordata, Mammalia, Carnivora, Herpestidae. The coding region runs from base 55 to 1317 and encodes 420 amino acids. The record is from RefSeq and is a predicted model, not a curated record. The transcript has 7 exons.
CAGGGUCUGUCAAGACCGGCCGGACACCGGCGCGCAGCGAGGACUUCAUCACCAAUGUCAGUGCUGAACUCUGGCUGGCCCCACCGAGGAGAAAGCCUCACCCCUCGGGGGCCAGGCCCACCAGCCGACUCAGACACUGACCCAGGCCACUUGCCAGAGGAGGACACUGAGGAAAUUUCUGCACAGGAAGGGGUGCUUGGAAGUUGUUCCAGAUUGGAGAAGGGGUGGCAGAGAGGAGAGGAGCAAAGAAGAGGAAGGGAAACUCAACCCCGCCCCCGCCCCCGUCUUGCUGCAUCUCCUCAGGACCCUGAAGUUCUGAGCGUGGGGCUUCCCGGCUUGGACACCCAUUGGGCCCCCAACCAGCCUGGGCUUCGGAUCCUUCUGCAGCAGCUGCCUCCGCAGGACAGCAGUGAGCUCUGCUGCCUGGCCCUUGGGGAGGACGAGCUGGCUGAGUUGCGGCUCUUCUGUGCUCAGAGGAGGCGGGAGGCCUUGGGACAGGGGGUGGCCUUCCUGGUACCUCCCAAGCUGCCAGAACACACCUGUGAGAAGUGCAGGCAGCGGCUGAGGCCAGGCGAGUACGGAGUGUUCGCGGCCCGGGAAGGGAAGCGGCGCUGCUGGCACCGGGCUUGCUUUGCCUGCCAGGCCUGCGGCCAGGCUCUGAUAAGCCUCAUCUACUUCUACCACGGCGGGCGUCUCUACUGCGGCCGCCAUCACGCAGAGCUGCUGCGGCCGCGCUGCCCCGCUUGUGACCAGCUGAUCUUCUCCCGGCGCUGCACCGUAGCGGAGGGACGGCGCUGGCACGAGAACCACUUCUGCUGCCAGGACUGCGCCGGGCCCUUGGGCGGGGGACUUUAUGCCCUGAUCGGGGGCGGCCCCUGCUGCCCCAGCUGCUUUGAGAGUCGCUAUUUGGAUUCCGGCUCGAGCCGGGCCCAGACACUGGAAGGGGAUGAGGGGCUUGACAGAGUUGAAGAAAGGGACCGCACCCCGCUGGAUGCCGCUACGGUCUCCCAAGCAGCCCUUCUCGCCGCUGCCCCCCGCUCCAGUCCGGAAGCCCAGAGGGAGCUGCUUGGAUCCAGUCCAAAGCUGGAGCAUCAAGCUGAGGAUAAGGCGGAGGCACCCAAAGGGCGGGAGCAGGGCCGCCCGGAGGCGCCCCUCGAUUCCAAGGAGGAUGCCCCCUGCCCCACCUGCUCCUCUUCUUCUGACUCGGAACCCGAAGGCUUUUUCUUAGGCCAGCGCCUUCCCGGGCCCUGGAAGACCCCUGGAAGCCUCCAAUCUGGGGACAGCGACACCUCCAGGAAGCACUGCACCAUUUGCUAGUGGCGCAGCCCGGAACAGAGGGACGGGGUGUGUGGUCUGUGAGGUGGGAGAACGAGGCUCUCCCACCCCUAUAAAAAUCCUAGACUGAACACAGUCAAGGGCACGCCUGGGAGAGGCGGCGAGA